Trachymyrmex septentrionalis is the source of this 651-nucleotide messenger RNA. RefSeq names its product zinc finger protein 593 homolog. Bases 151 to 570 code for a protein of 139 amino acids. The record is from RefSeq and is a predicted model, not a curated record. The transcript is spliced from 3 exons. Lineage: Eukaryota; Metazoa; Arthropoda; Insecta; Hymenoptera; Formicidae.
GUCCCAUAUUUUACGUCUAAUAAAGACAUAAUGAUGAUUACAAGCGCUUGAAGCGCAUAAACAUCCAAAUCGACCUCAGUUGUUUUUUUUAUGUCAUGCACAUAGUUGCGUGGCCGAGCUCGACGGGGUAAUUUUUAUAAAUAUAAAACGAUGACGUACAAACGUAAAAAGACUCACAGAGGUGACAUGCAUUUGAAGAAGAAUUGGAAAACGAAACGGAGAACAAAGGACUUGGACGAGAUUGACGAGGAUCUGAAGGAAGAGAACGCGAGGAAACUGUUAAACCAGGAAGUAGAUUUCGAUAAGCCAGGAGCGGCCCAGUAUUAUUGCGUGCAUUGCGCGAGGUAUUUUAUAGACAAAACUGCUCUGCAUACUCACUUCAAUACUAAAGGGCAUAAACGACGAAUGAAAGCGCUCGAAUUAGAGCCGUAUACUAUCCAAGAAUCGGAAAGAGCAGCAGGCAAAGGAAGUUACAUCACGCCGCAAAAACGAAAGAUUGAAACCAUAACACAGGAAGAUCUGGACAUAAAUACUGCGUCAGAUGCUAAAGUAAUGAAAAUAAACGAAUAGAGUUACCUUACAAUUCAUUUCGAAUUGUUAUAUCUUUAGUGCGAUGCAAGAAAGAAGAGAACAAAUUUAAAUUAGAAAAUU